GAGGCAUAAACCUGAGGGUCGACGAAUGGAAGAAACUGGUAGAAGUAAUGCCUGCCAUCACCGAGGCUGUGGAAGACAUGGAGGAUUUUUCUUUCCAACGGGAUCAAGGAAGCAAGAAGGUGAAACGUGACAGCGAUGCUCAGAGUGAUGAGGCUACGCCAGAUCCGGGGGAUGGCUUUCCAUGGGGGUAUACGGGUGACGCUGUACCAUACACCAAGCCCAGCGGGACACCGGAGGAGGAGAAGGAACGUGAGGCCUGUAAAGACCUUGCAUUCAACAUUAUUCAGGCGAUAUUCGUUCCUUGCAUUCUUAAGAAAGUAGAUGAAAUUUGUAGGGAACAAUGCUAUGGAUGUAAUCUGCCAAUAGAGAAAGACUUCACCCAGAAAAACCACGAGUGUAUAAUGUUGGACAUGUCUGAAAAGGUGGAAAAGUUCUUUGAUCGUGCUGUAGAUAACAUUUUAGAAACUGAGUUAGGGAAAUGUAGAUCCGAGUGGAAUUUAACUGCUAAAGACAACAAUCGGAUUGUUUCAUACUAUUCGACUAUUCAUGCCAGAAAUCGUCUUUUUACCAAAUAUGUUAAUAUGCACGUCGAAAAGAAAGUCGAUGAACCUGAAAAUGGUAGAGCCGUUUUGUACAACAUUUGUCAUGCUGAUAUAUGUUUCCAACAACAGAUGUUGGUUUAACUGUUAUGUUUACAUUCCUUAGGGAAUCGCAACAAGAAUUCAAUU
Messenger RNA from Patiria miniata (bat star), 728 nucleotides. RefSeq lists its product as uncharacterized. The transcript is spliced from 2 exons. The record is from RefSeq and is a predicted model, not a curated record. Bases 48 to 683 code for a protein of 211 amino acids. NCBI's taxonomy places the organism in Eukaryota, Metazoa, Echinodermata, Asteroidea, Valvatida, Asterinidae.